Molecule: messenger RNA, 813 nt
Organism: Sclerotinia sclerotiorum 1980 UF-70
Lineage: Eukaryota; Fungi; Ascomycota; Leotiomycetes; Helotiales; Sclerotiniaceae
Exons: 1
Coding region: 1-813 (270 amino acids)
Biological process (GO): secondary metabolite biosynthetic process
Cellular component (GO): nucleus; cytoplasm
Source: RefSeq, a predicted model, not a curated record
AUGAGUGUCAACAUACCUUCAACCGUUACCCUAGGCGACCUUCAUCUGCCCCGCAUCCUUUGUCUUCACGGCGGGGGUGUCAACGCUGAAGCUUUCCGCCUUCAAUGCCGGGGUCUAUUUCGAGCUCUCAACGGCACAUUCAGACUCGUGUUUCCUGACGCGCCCUAUCUAUCGCCCGCCGAUCCCGGUGUUUUACCCACCUACGCUCAUCUACAGCCAUUUCGCCGUUGGCUACGAUGGAGACCUGAGCAACCUAAUCCUGGACCAGACGUCAUCUGUGAUGACCUUGACAUGAUUCUGAGAGAAGCAAUGGAUGGCGAUGACGCCCUUGGUGCCACUGGUGAAUGGGUCGCUAUCAUGGGGUUUAGUCAAGGCGCCAAACUUGCUGCUAGUUUACUCCUCCGUCAACAGCUUCGAGCGGAGAAGCUGGGCAAGGCUAACGCCGGCUCGGAUUUCAAGUUUGCCAUCCUUUUGGCCGGUCGUGCUCCUUUGGUUGCGCUGGAUCCGUUGCUUACGGACUCGCUCGCAUUGGCUGAUGCUGAUGAGUUGACUACUGGGGCCUUUGCUCAAGUCACUGGUUCAUUUCUUCAAGGAUCAGAUCAUGUUCUGACACUUCCUACUCUGCAUGUUCAUGGAUUGAAAGACCCAGGCAUUGUUAACCAUCGUCGACUUUUGAAAGACUUUUGUAAGGCAGGGACAACUCGACUGGUGGAGUGGGAUGGUGAUCAUCGUGUGGUACUCCGGGCUGCAGAUGUUGCGGUUGUUUCGAACGAGAUUCUGAUGAUGAGCAAGCAAACGGGUGCCAUACCUUAG